This is a messenger RNA of Alligator mississippiensis (American alligator), 951 nucleotides long. RefSeq names its product olfactory receptor 51A7. Bases 1 to 951 code for a protein of 316 amino acids. Gene Ontology annotation, biological process: G protein-coupled receptor signaling pathway. Gene Ontology annotation, cellular component: membrane. The record is from RefSeq and is a predicted model, not a curated record. Gene Ontology annotation, molecular function: olfactory receptor activity; G protein-coupled receptor activity. Lineage: Eukaryota; Metazoa; Chordata; Crocodylia; Alligatoridae. The transcript has a single exon.
AUGGCAGCUUCCAACCACACCAGCCCUGCUGUAUUCCUCCUGACAGGCAUCCCAGGACUGGAAAAUGCUCAUGCCUGGCUUUCCAUCCCUCUGUGCUCCAUGUACAUCACCGCCAUCCUAGGGAACUGCACAAUCCUGUUCAUUAUAAGGACAGACCCAAGCCUCCAUCAACCCAUGUACUUUUUCCUGAGCAUGCUGGCUGUCACUGACCUGGGUCUGUCAGCUUCCACUUUGCCUACGAUGUUAAGCAUCUUCACAUUUAAUGUGAGGGAGGUUCACAUUGAUGCUUGCAUUGCCCAGCUGUAUUUCAUCCACACCUUCUCCCUCAUGGAGUCAGCUGUGCUGCUAGCAAUGGCCUUUGACCGCUUUGUGGCCAUCCACCAGCCCUUGAGGUACAACUCCAUCCUGACCCAUGCCACUGUUGCCCGGAUAGGGCUGGGGUUUGCCGUGAGGAGUGUACUCAUGGUCAUGCCAACCCCCAUUCUCCUCCGCAGGCUGCAGUUCUGCUUUCCCAACAUCCUCUCCCACUCCUUCUGCCUUCACCAAGACGUCAUGAAGUUGUCCUGCUCUGACAGGAGGAUCAACAGCAUCUACGGCUUGUUCGUUGUCAUCUCCACAAUGGGCUUGGACUCGAUGCUCAUUGUCCUCUCCUAUGUCAUGAUCAUAAAGACCGUGCUGAGCAUUGCCUCCAAAGAGGAGCGCCUCAAGGCUCUGAACACCUGUGUCUCCCAUAUCUGUGCUGUCCUCACCUUCUACAUCCCUAUGAUUGGUAUCUCCAUGAUCCACCGGUUUGGGAAACAUGCCUCCCCACUUAUCCAUGUCUUCAUGGCCAUUGUUUAUGUGCUGGUCCCACCUGUGAUGAACCCCGUUGUGUACAGUGUGAAAACCAAACAGAUCCGGCAGAGGAUAAUUCAGAAGCUCCAGAGACAAAACACCAUGGACAAGAGCUAA